Molecule: messenger RNA, 3196 nt
Organism: Ziziphus jujuba (common jujube)
Lineage: Eukaryota; Viridiplantae; Streptophyta; Magnoliopsida; Rosales; Rhamnaceae
Product: pullulanase 1, chloroplastic
Exons: 28
Coding region: 55-2997 (980 amino acids)
Biological process (GO): carbohydrate metabolic process
Molecular function (GO): pullulanase activity
Source: RefSeq, a predicted model, not a curated record
AAAAGAGUAUAGGGAGAGUGAGAAUUGAGAGAUUCUCUGUUACCAAAAACCCCAAUGUGGUGGGCAAUGUCUCUUCUCAGUUCCUCUCCACUCCUUCACAUUCCAUCAUCCACUCCUCCCCCAACCUCCAGAGGUUCCUUCCCUCCUCCACCACGACCCACCAUAUCAUAUCCUCCUCCUUCUUCUUCUUCUUCUCCAGAACGGCGACGUUUCAUCUCCAAAGUGAAACCCCUUCAUUCCCUUACUUUCCCUACACAUCCCAUACGCUGUUGCUCUACCUCAUCCAUGUCCUCCCAGGCAUCCCCUUCAACCUCUCAGGUCCAGGACUGCUUGUUAUAUUCAAGAGCGUACUGGGUCACUGAAUCCGUUAUUGCAUGGAAUGUGGAUGUUCUUGGGAAUGGUUCCUGCUACUUAUUUGCUAGUAAAGGUGCUGCUUUGUCAUUUUCAGAUGAUGGUAUUCAAGGUCAGGAUGUAAAAAUUAAGCUUGAAGAAGAUAACUACGGGCUUCCUGCAAAAGUGAUAGAAAAGUUUCCGCAUAUUAGGGAUUAUCGAGCUUUCAGAUUGCGACCUAGUUUGGAUGUCAAACCUCUCCUCAAGUGCCAAUUAGCAGUUGCUACUUUCAAUUCUGAUGGAAAUUGCAGUGAUGCUACUGGUCUGCAGUUACCUGGUGUAUUGGAUGAAUUGUUCUCGUAUAGUGGCCCCCUUGGUGCACUUUAUUCAAAUGAAGCUGUGUCACUUUUCCUUUGGGCGCCUACUGCUCAAGAAGUACAGGUUUGCAUUUACAGAGAUGGGUCAGCAGAUAAUCCCCAAGAAAUUAUCCGGCUUGAGGAGUAUAAUGGUGUUUGGAGUACUAAAGGACCAAAAGGUUGGGAGGGCUGCUAUUACGUGUAUGAAGUAUCUGUCUACCAUCCUAGCACCCAGAAAAUUGAAAAAUGCUAUGCGAACGAUCCAUAUGCUAGAGGGCUCUCGUCAGAUGCGCAGCGGACACUGUUCGUAAAUCUUGGUUCUGAUACUUUGAAGCCUGAAGGGUGGGAUAAAUUGGCUCAUCAGAAACCUGAUGUACUUUCUUUCUCGGACAUAAGUAUAUAUGAGUUGCAUAUAAGAGAUUUCAGUGCCAGUGACCACACUGUGGAGCCCAAAUCUCGUGGUGGUUAUCUAGCCUUCACUUUGCAGGAUUCAGCUGGUGUACACCAUCUUAAGAAAUUAUCAAACGCUGGUAUAUCGCACAUCCAUCUUCUGCCAACCUUCCAAUUUGCGGGUGUUGAUGAUAAGAAGGAGAACUGGAAUUGUGUAGAUGGUGAGACACUUAAAAAAUUUCCUCCAGAUUCAGCUCAACAACAAGCUCUAAUUACAGCUGUCCAAAAUGAUGAUGGGUACAACUGGGGGUACAAUCCUGUUCUUUGGGGUGUCCCCAAAGGAAGCUAUGCAAGUAAUCCAAAUGGUUCCUGCCGUAUAAUUGAGUUUAGAAAGAUGGUCCAGGCACUUAAUCAUAUUGGCCUCCGCGUUGUACUGGAUGUUGUCUACAACCAUUUGCAUGGAAGUGGGCCCUUUGAUGAAAAUUCUGUUCUCGACAAGAUUGUUCCAGGCUACUAUUUGAGAAGAAACACUGAUGGUUUUAUUGAGAAUAGCACAUGUGUGAAUAACACUGCCAGUGAGCAUUUUAUGGUUGAGCGUUUAAUUAUUGAUGAUCUUUUGCACUGGACAGUUGACUAUAAGUCAUAUGACUUUUUUGUUCAGGUUGAUGGGUUCCGUUUUGACCUUAUGGGUCACUUGAUGAAAAGAACAAUGAUGAGAACCAAAGAUGUGCUCAGCAGCCUAACAACGGAGCAGGAUGGAGUUGAUGGUUCAAGUGUCUACUUAUAUGGUGAAGGAUGGGAUUUUGGUGAAGUUGCCAAGAAUGGACGUGGGGUGAAUGCAUCACAGUUCAAUCUUCCUGGGACUGGAAUUGGGAGUUUCAAUGAUCGAAUCCGAGAUGCAAUACUUGGUGGAUCUCCAUUUGGCCAUCCUCUUCAGCAAGGAUUUGUGAAUGGUCUAUUUUUGCAGCCUAAUGGUCACAACCAGGACACGGCUACUGAAAGACUUAUGCUUGCUGUGUCAAAGGAUCACAUCCAGGUAGGGAUGGCUGCAAAUUUGAGGGACUUUGUGCUAACGGAUUGUGAAGGGAAAGAGGUUAAAGGAUCAGAAGUAUUAACUCAUGAUGGAGUACCAGUUGCAUAUGCUUCGUGCCCUACAGAAACUGUUAAUUAUGUUUCUGCCCAUGACAAUGAAACCCUGUUUGACAUUGUGAGCCUGAAGACUCCAAUUGGAAUUUCUGUGGAUGAAAGAUGCAGGAUAAAUCAUUUGGCUACGAGUAUAAUAGCGUUGUCACAGGGAAUACCGUUUUUCCAUUCCGGUGAUGAGAUGCUGCGCUCAAAAUCACUUGAUCGUGAUUCAUAUAACUCUGGUGAUUGGUUCAACAGGCUUGAUCUUACUUUCAGUUCCAACAAUUGGGGAGUUGGACUUCCCCCAGAAGAGAAGAAUGGGAAAAACUGGCCACUAAUUCAACCUAGAUUGGCUGACCCGUCAUUCAAGCCUCAGAAAAGUCACAUCCUUGCUGCUGUGGAAAAUUUCUCAAAUUUGUUGCUUAUUAGGUAUUCUUCACCUCUUUUCCGCCUGAAGACAGCAAAUGCCAUCCAGGAACGGGUACGUUUUCACAAUACUGGUUCUUCAUCUGUCCCUGGAGUCAUCGUAAUGAGCAUUGAAGACGGUCAUGAUGGUUUGCCGGGGUUAUCCCAACUGGAUCCAAUAUACUCGUACGUUGUUGUUAUCAUCAAUUCAUGUCCAAGUGAGAUUUCUUUUUUGAGUCCUGGAUUGAGGGCUAGAACUCUCCAACUGCAUCCUAUACAGCUGACGUCAACUGAUUACGCAGUCAAGGAUUCUACAUAUGAAACUUCCACGGGGUGUUUCAAUGUACCUGCAAGGACAACAUCUGUGUUUGUCGAACUUCGGAAAAUUUGAGCAGGUUGCUGCCUACCAUGGUUGGCUGUAAAUAUGAUAUUUUAUGAAUGAAUGCCAUUGUCGCUUGUUGCGUAGUAAGUUCCUAGCAAGAGAUUUUAUGGUUGACAUCUUAAUGUAAAUUGUAAAGCUAUAAAUCAAUGAUUUAAUUUGUUAGUACGAAUGAGAUAUAAUUUCACGAAAAUGCGAGUGCAUUUGUUUA